ACCGCUGGUCAACCGAGGGGGCAUGGGAUGCUUCUCUAUCGCCUAAAACACCGAUGCGAUAUGAUGACGGCAAGCUUUUGCUAACCUGUCGAGAAGUGUCCAGAGAGCAAAGGACCGAACGCUCCUGAAAGACGCAGCAGAAGGAUGGGGCUUCAUCUCCAAAAGUUCACUGCCUUUUCCUUCCUCUGCGGACCACCCAAAGAGCACAAUGCAUAUAUGGCACAAUCGGGGAGAGAGAGAGGAGAAGGAGCGGUCAGGCAAUUUCAUAAAGGGACAGCGACAGGACUGGUCAGAAGUGUUUGAAGUGUCUUGUCAAGCACAGUCCAGGUUCAAGAUGUGCGUGUAUGGCUGCUUCAUCACCAGCUCGGUGCUGCUUCUCUUGUUGAUGGCAUCAGUGUGUUCGCAAGCCUGCAAUGGACCUUUUAUCCACCCUCCUCGCCUGCUGGUUAGAUAUGGAGAUCCUGCCCAGGCAAACUGCACCACAGAUGAACCAUCCAUGAUGGGAUGGGAAACCCCUGUGGGAGCUACAAGUGGAGAAGGAGUUGCACACCUUGUCUGGACAGUAGCCAAUCUGACUGAAUGGGGUCUGAAAGGUAUACAAUGUUUCACAGUGUCUGAUACAAAGGGACAGUGUCUCGGCGAUCUCAACAUCACAAUAUACAAGCCUCCUACCAGAGUGUCCAUUGAUGUUGUAAAUGACGCUGGUGGGAUUGUUGAGGGGCAUCGUGUCUACCUGGAGUGUGUGAUAGAGGACGUGGCUCCACGUGACCAUGUCAAAGUCACAUGGUUCAAAGGUCAGGAGCUUCUCUCACACGCCCUCAUCAGCAACACCACAGUCCAUGGAGAUGUAGGUACAAAUGUGACGCUGGUAGAAAGCCUGGAGCUCACUGCCAGCAGAGGGGACCACGGAGCCCAGUACAGGUGUGAGGCCGAGCUCGAGCUCGAAGGACUUCAGCCUCAUCCGGUGAAGAGCUCACAGCCCGUUGGGAUUUCUGUGCUUUUUGCUCCUGAGAUCAAGUGUCCAUCAAAGGUCCAGCGGCGAGAGAAUGAGAGACUGCCCAACUGCACAGCUGAGGGCAACCCCUCUGCAGAGGUCACCUGGUUCAAAGGUCACCAGCAGGUGGACUCCCAGUCAGCUCUCAGCAGGGAGGAUGGAGGCCUUUAUACUGUGAAGGCCAAGAACAGUUUCGGAGAUGCCAAUCAAACUGUGGAUGUUGACAUUUUGUACGGCCCUACGAUCACUUGCCCAAGCCCAGGUUAUAAGGCGCAGGUGAAAGAGAACGACAGACUUCCCGAGUGCACAGCCAGCGGCAACCCUUUCCCAGAGGUCAUCUGGUCCAAAGGUGCAAUGGCACAGGUGGAUCCGCAGCUGGCCCUGAGCCGAACCCAGGGAGGCCAGUACACUGUGACAGCCAGGAACAGUGUGGCAACUGUCAAUCAAACUUUGGACAUUGAGAUUUUGUAUGGUCCAGCGAUCGUCUGCCCUCCGAAACUCGAGGUGAGGGAGAAUGAGGCUCUUAGUGGCUGCCUAGUGGAGGGCAAUCCCAGACCCGAGGUCACCUGGUACAAAGGAGACCAUAAAUCAAACCCCCAAUCCCGUAAAUUUGACCCCAUGUCCAAACUUGGCAAAAAGGACGGAGGAAGUUACACGUUGAUUGCUGAAAGCAAGCCUUAUGCUUCAGUCCACGGAACCGUGGAGGUGGUUGUUAUCAGCAAAGGUAAUAUCAUUUCCAUGUCUGCUGGUUGUGUGCUACUGGUGAUGCUGUUCAGUCAAAUAUUUCACUGACUAUGAACGGGAUAUUUGAGUUCCUGAUGGAAUCUACACAUCUUCUGAUUGGCCAAUGGACAAUUAAGUGCCAUCAUUUGACAUCGCAGUCCAAAAUGACGGACUGGACGAAACGGAUUUUACGGAGUACAAUUCUUCUUGGGCCAUUGCACUUUUUUUUAUCAGUUCAUCUCAUUCGUCUGAAAUAUUCUCAACUUCCGGCACAUGGACAUGCAGUCAAAAUCCUAAAUAUUUCAACUAAACAGAAGGCCUUGGACAUUCAAUAAAACAAUCUCUUCACAUAAGCAAGUUUUGUAAAUAACAAUAAGAACACAAAUCCUAAUGCAGUGCCCCAUGUCAACCUAUUCUACUGUUAUUGUAACAAACUUCUCUUUCCUAAGCCUCUGACUGGAAAUAUUAGCUCAAACCUGUCUGAUACUGUUAGGGCUUGUUGACAUUUUGAGUUGACACUUGUUCUUGGUUUGAGAAGACUGCAGAUACACACGCUAACAACCAAGGGCACUAAAAUGCUUUUAUUAUGUUUACAGCACAGAUUAUAUCUUAAGCUGGAGUCCAUAGUGACAAUACGAUAAUAUUCUUGUCUGUUGAUGAAUAGAAAUCUAUAAAAUGUGAUUUAUUUAAAAUGGACAGGCAGAAGUUUGGAAAAGGCACUUUGAGACGGCAGAGGAGUGACUCCAUGAGAGCAUGAUUACGAUAAAGAGGUGUCUUCUUGUAAACAGGAGUUUAGAAACGAUUGGAAUCUUUGUCGGCGGUCAAGUCCCCUGUGGACUUUCCUUCCUCUGACUUGGAGCUCUGUAACACAUAAAGAAAACACGUCAAACUCA
This is a messenger RNA of Sardina pilchardus (European sardine), 2610 nucleotides long. Its product is annotated as peroxidasin-like. Gene Ontology annotation, molecular function: integrin binding. Gene Ontology annotation, biological process: cell-cell adhesion. The coding region runs from base 209 to 1786 and encodes 525 amino acids. The transcript is spliced from 7 exons. NCBI's taxonomy places the organism in Eukaryota, Metazoa, Chordata, Actinopteri, Clupeiformes, Clupeidae. The record is from RefSeq and is a predicted model, not a curated record. Gene Ontology annotation, cellular component: membrane.